This is a messenger RNA of Nematolebias whitei (Rio pearlfish), 2133 nucleotides long. RefSeq names its product solute carrier family 23 member 1 (gene slc23a1). Gene Ontology annotation, cellular component: membrane. Gene Ontology annotation, molecular function: transmembrane transporter activity. Gene Ontology annotation, biological process: transmembrane transport. The transcript has 16 exons. NCBI's taxonomy places the organism in Eukaryota, Metazoa, Chordata, Actinopteri, Cyprinodontiformes, Rivulidae. The record is from RefSeq and is a predicted model, not a curated record.
AUGGCAACCAGCCUGUCAGAGACACACCCCUGUGUCCUCACAUACUGUGGGAGUCCAAAGUCCUGGCUGGAUGGUGUUGAAAGCACUGGAGAAAUCAAAGAACAUGAUCCUCACGGUGCUUCCAGGUUUCUCCAGGUGGGUCAGAGCUUGGUGCCUGAGGUAGAUGAUGGCGUCAUCCACCCUGAUGCCAGGCCGUUAUUUUUUUAUAUUUGGCUGUCUUGUAUCAACUUCUCUUGUUUCUUUUUUUUGUCUGUGUUUUCACUGAUACACCUGGAUGACUAGCUGUUCCUGUCUCUGUUCAAACAGACUAAUGAUUACCUGGAAGAUGGGUGGAGCCACAAGUUGGACAAGACAGAUUUACAAACAGGAAGAUCCACAGCAACAGAUGAAACAAAUGAAAAAGAACAGGCAGGGCUAGACAUGCUGUAUACAAUAGAAGAUGUCCCACCUUGGUACCUGUGUAUCCUUCUGGGACUACAGCAUUACCUGACGUGUUUCAGUGGUACUGUUGCUGUACCUUUUCUUCUGGCUGAAGCCAUGUGUGUUGGGAGAGACCAAAACACUGUAAGUCAGCUGAUUGGAACCAUCUUCACCACAGUUGGAAUCACAACCCUGAUCCAGACCACUGUGGGGGUCAGACUUCCUCUGUUCCAGGCCAGUGCAUUUGCAUUCCUUAUUCCUGCCCAGGCAAUCCUCAGUCUGGACCGCUGGAGAUGUCCCACUGAAGAGGAAAUUUAUGGAAACUGGAGUCUUCCCUUGAACACCUCUCACAUUUGGCAGCCUCGUAUCAGAGAGAUUCAGGGGGCCAUCAUCAUGUCCAGCCUGGUGGAGGUUCUGAUUGGUCUGAGUGGAUUACCUGGUCUGCUGCUAGAAUACAUUGGACCUCUUACCAUCACUCCAACUGUCUCACUGAUCGGUCUGUCUGUGUUCACCACAGCUGGGGACAGAGCCGGGUCCCACUGGGGCCUGUCAGCACUGUGCAUGUUGCUGAUUGUGCUAUUUGCUCAGUAUCUGAGGACAACAUCACUUCCUGUUCCUGUUUACAGCAAAAGAAAAGGACUGACAUUCAGCAGAGUUCAAAUCUUCAAAAUGUUUCCUAUCAUCCUUGCCAUCAUGUUAGUUUGGCUCAUCUGUUAUGUCCUCACUUUGACCAACCUGCUCCCAAAGGACCCAGAUCAUUACGGACACAAGGGCCGGACUGAUGCCCGUGGCGACAUCAUGACAUCAUCGCCCUGGUUUAGGGUGGCCUACCCUUGUCAGUGGGGGUUGCCCGUGGUAACUGUUGCUGGGGUGUUGGGGAUGCUGAGUGCCACCAUGGCAGGGAUUGUUGAGUCCAUUGGAGAUUAUUAUGCCUGCGCUCGUCUGUCAGGCGCCACAAUACCACCAAUCCACGCCAUCAACAGGGGGAUCUUUAUUGAGGGGGUCUGCUGCAUCAUUGCUGGAUUGUUAGGAACAGGAAAUGGCUCCACCUCCUCCAGUCCAAACAUCGGAGUUCUGGGCAUCACCAAGGUAGGAAGCAGGCGGGUGGUACAAUAUGGAGCUGGUAUCAUGUUCCUCUUAGGUUCUGUUGGAAAGUUCACAGCCCUGUUUGCAUCUCUUCCGGAUCCAAUCCUGGGAGGAAUGUUCUGCACAUUGUUUGGUAUGAUCACAGCUGUGGGUCUGUCCAACCUGCAGCUGGUAGAUCUGAACUCCUCCAGAAAUCUCUUUGUUCUUGGGUUCUCCAUGUUCUUUGGCCUCACUCUGCCAACAUACCUGGAUGCACACCCCAACGUCAUCAGUACAGGUCUGGCAGAACUGGAUCAGAUUCUGACGGUUCUUCUGUCCACCGAGAUGUUUGUUGGAGGCUUUCUGGCCUUUUGCCUCGACAACACAAUACCAGGUACAAAAAAGGAACGAGGACUCAUCCAGUGGCUCUCUUCAUCUGGCUCCUCCUCAUCGGCUGGCUCCUCCUCCUAUGACUUUCCUCUAGGGAUGGGCAUGGUCAGAAAGACUCGCUUCCUCAGGUGGUUUCCUAUCUGCCCAACCUUCACAGGUUUCAGGGGGUCUGAGGAAGUUUCGCCUCCUGACAGGAUGGGAGGACAACAUGAAGAGGAGGAAGCAGAUGAACUCCACCUGCCCAGCACCAAGGUGUGA